GGGGAAGAGGAUAGAAGCAGUUGCAAAGGGGGGAUGGUAGUGGCGGCGUUGAUGGUGAUAUGCGAGGAGAAGAAAUGCGAAAGGAGGCUUCAUUGGCGAGCAGCGCAUAAACGCAGCGAAACAGGCGACCAGAAUCGACCGGUGACCUGUUACACGCAUACAGACAUACGUGCACGUUGAAAGUGUGCGGUCAAACCGCAAGACUCGGAAGAAAUAAAAACAAGCGUAGAAUAAACGAGAAAACUGGCGAAAAAAUAAAAAUCGGGUAUAAGAGGCGAAUAGAAAAGACAGAAAGAGAGAGGGAGGGGAGAGAGAGAGAGAGGGAUAACAAGGGAUGUGAAAGUACCGUGAAAGGGAUCUUGCGAAGUUGCUGCGAUACUUUUUUCACGGCACGAGGAUGGCCGUGACGUCGAUGAAAGGAGAUCGUAUUAACUGGAGGGUGGUUCAGUAAGCACGACACCUACGUAGCCAAGAAGACGACGCCUACGUACAGCGCAAACACGCCGAGAACGCAUCGUAACCGAGAGUUUUUAUGCAAAUCAAUAAUUCGAGUACGACGCAGCAAUAAAGCUUUGCCUUUAUUUCCUAGAAAUAUCGAACGUUGUUGUUGCCGAAUAACAGUGACGACAAGGGCGACGUCGCGUCGCGUCGACGGCAGCGAGCGCCCGACACUCGAUAACGAGUUUCUAUCGUGGUAGAAGCGUUCGGCAGACGUCGGCCGAGUGUGGAGGAAAGCGUAAGAGUGCCUUUGGUCGCUUGCACCGUUUAUUCGCCUUUCGCGUGCCAAUAAUCGGUGCUACGUACGUGUUUCGUGAGGCACGUAAAAGAAGUUGGCCACGUCGAAUUCGCUGCUGCAUAAUGUGCAACGUUUCUGCGAAAGGGUCGAGGACAAUGAGGCGAAUUCGCUUGGAAAGUACUUCGCGACGCAGAAGGUGGUCUCUGCGAUUCGGCUUUCUCCUCGCGUACAUAUUAAUCCAGUAUGUCACUUGUGCAAAAAUACCUGAGAUAACGUCUCCUUAUCCCAGUUCCACGGACCGCGAAGAAAACUGGACGUUGGAUUCUACCUUGGAAUCGUUUACGCCCGAGACGGAGGCCGGUGUCGAACUAAAAGCAAAAGCGAAGGAAGAAGCUGUCUCGGAGAAAGAAAAGAACGAAAAGACCGAACUAAAAAACGAAAAGAACAAAACGGAAGAAAAGAACGAGGGCCAGCAGAAGCAUGGAAAGAAGACGCCCGAAGAAGAAAAAUCGAAGCUCGAUGAACGUUCGAAGGAACGGAACGCUACUUCGACAGAGAGAGCUUCUCCAGCGGAGAAAGCUGCUCCGAAAAAGGAAAUUGCGACAGCGAAUGUUCCUACAACCACAACGGUUUCAACAACGACCACUAUGAAGUACGAACAUGCAACGUGGAGACCGCGAAGGAAAGAUUGCUCGCCGCCUGCGAUCGAACAAUUUCCACGACCACUAAUGGGUCCCUCGGCUAGGAAACACGGUGGAUUGAUCAUUCAUAUUUUAGUUGCAAUUUACACCUUCCUGGGACUUGCCAUUGUUUGCGACGAUUACUUCGUCUCCAGUUUGGAUCGAAUUUGCGAAGAACUGCGAUUGUCUCCUGACGUUGCUGGAGCGACUUUCAUGGCUGCCGGUUCUUCAGCUCCGGAAUUGGCGACCGUGGUGAUCGGUGUGUUCUUUGCCAAGGAUGAUAUCGGAGUAAGCGGUGUAAUCGGAAGUGCGGUGUUCAAUAUAAUGUUCGUGAUAUCGGUGUGUGGACUGUGUACGUCGACAGUGUCAAAGUUGAAUUGGUGGCCUCUCUGCCGAGAUUGUUUUUUCUACGCUGUAUCGAUCCUGGUGAUGCUGGGUACAAUUUACAACGAAUCGAUAUCUUGGAUGGAAUCUCUAUUCAUGUUGUUCAUGUACGGCGUGUACUGCGUCGCUUUAUCUUACAACGCUAGACUGGAACGUUGGGCGAAAUCUUACAAUAUACCUUUUCUACCAAAAGACGACGAACCCGCGGAGGAGAGCGCUCUUGUUAGUUAUAGAUCGUUACAAGAGGACCGCUUGUCUUACACGGGGCCGAGUUCGCCUACGGAUCAAUAUAAAGAGCAGGAAGGUGUAACUGCAGGAGCAACGACAGGAGGAAACGUUCCUGAAACGAACGAAUCGGCACCUCCGAAACAACCGAGCUAUUACAAAGCGAAAGAACCAGAUCCGAACGAAGUAUCGCCGCUGGAGAAGCCCACUGACGGUAGCAAAUGGUCUCUGUUUACCUGGGGUCUCGUCUAUCCGAUUCAUUUCAUGUGCCGCGCCACAAUGCCGGAUUGCCGACAAGACAAAUUUAGGAAUUGGUAUCCCUUUACCUUCUGCGUGUCGAUGGUUUGGAUCAGUUUCUACAGUUACUUCAUGGUGUGGAUGAUUACGAUUAUAGGUAGCACCCUUGGUAUACCAGACACGGUGAUGGGUUUGACGUUCGUCGCUGCUGGUGUCAGCGUGCCCGACGCGCUCUCGUCGUUAGCCGUGAUAAAAGAAGGCCUCGGUGACAUGGCCGUGAGCAACGCUGUCGGCAGUAACGUCUUUGAUAUACUAGUUUGCCUCGGGCUUCCAUGGUUUAUACAGACCGCGAUGAUACAACCCGGCUCGCACGUAAACGUCACUAGUCGAGGCCUGACGUACUCGACGGUGUCUCUGCUGUCAACGGUGGUGUUCUUAGUCCUAGCGACCCAUUUGAACGGCUGGAAGCUGGAUCGACGGUACGGAGCGAUAUUGAUGGUUUGGUACUUGGUAUUCAUCACAUUUGCCUCGCUCUACGAACUGAACGUCUUUGGUGAAAUGAAUCCUCCAGUUUGCUUCAGCGCAUUUUAAACGAACACCACUUAAUCGUAUACAGACUGACGAGGAAAAUGAAAUAUAAUGGAAAAAGUGGAAAAGGAGGAGCAGUGAAAGAGAGAGAGAGAGAGAGUGUGCGUGUGUAAGCAACCGACUGAAUGCUCGAUGAAAAUGUUCUCGUCGAACUCGAUCUCAUUGCAUCGUGUAAGUAUCAGGCUGCUAAAGCACGAUGGAAGAUAGUUCGAAAACUCUUUUAUAAUAUUUUCGUUUCCUUCUUCCAUCUCCCGUCUCGUUUCUUCUCGUUCCUUUUCGUUCUUCUUCUUCUUCUUCUUCUUCUUUCUUUUCUGUUCCCCCUUCUUCUUUCUUCUUCUUCUCUUACCUUAGCUUCUAGCCCUAUUCUAAUUUCUACGUGAAUCGAAACUUCAAGCAAAAGUGAGGAAGAAUGGCAGAGGAAUGAGAAAAAAGGUGACAAUUAAGGAAUAUAUUUCAAAUGCGCUCGUCUUAAGAUCUAUUUGUACAAUAACACGUUAGAUGAUUCGUAGCGUCACCUCUCGAGCACAAAUUCGAGUUCUAUUCUCACGUCGCGUGAAUUUUCCUUCCAACGAGACAUCGACGAUUCUCGAUGUUUCGCUUUGCUUCCACUUGUUAUUCGUACGAUAUCGAUCGAGCUUUCUUUCGAAAGCAAAUGGAGAACGCAACGAAAACAAGCUCUAUCGUUGUUCGUAAGUUUGGAGUCGGUUAAACGGACAAUACACUCAUCAGUAUUAAAACGCAAACGACGACGUUGUUAAGUAUCAUGCAAUCUAGAAUCGGUAGCGGAAUAGAACCGGUCGAUCGAUCGUAUCAACUCGUCGCGCUUUCUUUCGAAUCGUAGACGCGCGAGACGCCACAGUUCGAAGACUCGAGACAGUCGUUUUCGUUCAUCGAAAAUCGUUUCUAUCUUUCGUGCCUCUUUGCUCUUUCCAACUUACUCUGUUUCCUCGUUCGACUCUUCCUGCUCUACUUGUCGUACUUACAUCGAAAUUUCUAAUCGAAAGGUGCCGCACUUUCGCUUCUUUCUUACGCUUUUAAACGUUUCUCGCGAUCGGUAUCCAGUCAAUUUCUUCUCGUACGAUGAUUCGUCCGUCCGUGCGUUCGUUGGUUCGUUAAUUCGUUGAUUCAUAUUGCCGUUUUUCUUCCUCGACAAGUGAUAUAGUGCAUACGCGAGAAUAAUUAUUUUGCUAUCGAGAUAAUCGUUCCCUUGUUCUUAUCGCGCACAUAUACGUUUUCUAUGCAAGUAUACGCGUGUAUUCGUGUGUGUACGUCAGUGUUUUCAAACGGUUCUAUUCGCGGAAAAGUUAAUUUUCCAACAAGGUAACGUUUUUUGAUAGAUUUUUCUAAUCAGUGCGUCGAUGACAGCGAAUUUAGCGUAUCGAUAGAUGAAAAACGGUGCGAAAGAAUUUACUUCGAUAUUUCUUUCCCUUUCUUGGACGAUCGUUUGCCUGUGGCCUAACGCGUUUUUCGAAAUCACGAAAGUACCUUUUAAUCCGUCUUUUACGAAAUAUUUCUCCGUUCGCGCGUAACCGCGGGAGCAACACCGCUACUACGAAGCGCUUCGUCGAUCAGAGAAGUAGAAUUAACGUUUAAUAGUCAGACGCGACGCAGCGGGACCCGAAAAGUUUGCUUUCUUCCAGAGGAGAUCGAUAAACGUCGGCCAAACGUCCGAAUCGAAAUUUACGACGCACCGUUGUUUUCCUCGCUGACUAUCAACACCAUUCGUCCUCACUAUCUACCGGUCUUUUUAUCGGCCUUCUUACCGACAGGCUUGUUACGUGCACUUAAAUACGUUGUUUCUGGCGCGUUCCUUUCCGCACUAUUAUCUCUGUUUUUCUUUCACUUUCUAACGUCCUGAACAAAUAUGAAACGACGAAAGACGAUGCAACCAGUUGCGAAGUUAAAGUUUAUCGGACGAAUUAGACCGUGGGUGAGGGAGAGGCGAGCGCUUUCAACGAGUCGAGCGAAUGAUCGAACGCCGUUCGCGUACUCGCGUAAAAGUACGAUUGCUUGCAAACGAGAAGAAAAAAAAGCUUCGUUUCGGACAAAUCGUAUGCAUCGAUCAAAGGGAUUGCGUAGGACCCAGGUGGAUCGGUCGAGACGAGUCAAAAGGUAGAAACGAAGUCGACGGAAGAAGGUGAAAGAGAUAGAAGGGUACACUUUCGACGAGUACGAGACGAGAUAACAAAAGAGACAAUAAUUAAUGCAGCCUUAUCCGAUGAAAGUAUCUACAACGUUACUCUGCGCGAUCGUUGAGAUCAGCGUGUAAAAGGAUAGCGUUCGGUAUUCUUCCGUUUUCCGAAACCUUUCGAUCUGUCUGUUGCCUGGCCAUUUUGCAAAGACGAUCGAUCAACGUUUCUAGACCAUUAUACGUAUAAUAUUCGAUGUAGUCGCUAAGCGGAAAGCGGGCCGGCGGUGAAUUCCAAAGAAAGAGCGAACCGUGAUCCGCGAACAGCCUAAGUAUCUAUCGUAUUUGUCUGUCUACGUUGAUCAACGUUCCUUCGUACGUCGUGCAUCGUACAUCGUACCGUAUGCGUGCAUUCGCCUGUUCCAAAAGCAAAUACAAUACAAACGUGAUUCGCUGUUACAAGCGGAGUUGCGUUUGAGACGGUACGCGGUCCGAUGACAGAUCGCAAAGAUCGCGCAGGCGUUUUAACGUGAACUGAACGCGUGCGUUAUAUGCAUGCGUGCUCCAUUACGUAAGUACAUGUACGUAUACACACGCACAUACAUCGUACGCGUGUGUAUAUAGAUAUGUACGAUUACGCAUUAUACAUAUAUAGCUGUAGCAAUACAUACGUCUACAAACUGUAUACUACGCACUGUAUAUGUAUAUACACAGUACGUAGUGUACAUAAAGAAAAGUAUAUACGAUACGUACGAAAGCUUAGAUUUAUAUGAUUAUCGAACGUUCUACGUGUUUGUUCACUACGAUUAUUUGUUAUAUUGUUAGCGCUUCAGGCGGAUACACGUUGAUAUUAACUAUUAGCGAUAUCGUGAGAUAUAUAGUAUGCUCGCUCGAUCGAUCGAUCGAAUUGAACUCAAAUUACACCUGCAUAUAGGUGCGUGUAAUUGAACUCGAAGGAAGCGAAUCGCAGCGUGAACGAGCGUUCGAUCGGUCGAUGCGAAGCGAGAAUCGGUGCGUUCUGACGCAUACGAAUACGCGUUGGAAACGCGUUCAAUUGGUCGAAGCGUAAUUAUCGGAUGCGAAAAAGUAGAAAACGACGUUCGCGUCGUUUCGACGAAGCGGGAUUAAGUUGGAUCGGCGACUCGCGUGACGCGCACCGAGAAACGAAAAGAGAAGGACUCGCCGGGUAGACGACCAAGAUGGGAAGCGUGAAAAAUGUCGUUCGGCCUUCUCUCGUUGACGAAGGUUUGGCUUAGUUUCUCGAGAAACGAACCUUCGCUCUGUAGAAUUUUAUUUUUCUCCCGAUCGUCCACUCUAUGGAUUCGCCUACGUGUUUCGUAGCCGAGUAACGUACUCGUCAUUCGUGCAACAGCGUUCGAAAAUUGGUGUGGUUCUAGUCAAUAAAGAUCAAUUAGUAGCGUUAUCGUAGGUGUAUAUCGUUAGAUACUUUAGCGUAACUUGGAUCAAUUCUCCGGUGCCCUUAAAAUAGGCGUAGUUCAUACGUUCAAGUCAAUAUAUUCGAUACGGCUUAAAAUUAGACGUUUUACGUACGUUUUAAUCGGACCUAUUUACCCGUCCUUCGUCCCUCUCUGUCUCGUUCACCAAUUUUCGAACAACGGACCAACGAAAAAUCUGUUUCGAAGGUAUCUAUCCGAUUCAAAAGUUUAAGUAACACGAACAAGGAGAUUCGUUGUUUAUCGAUAUCGAUAUCGACCCGUCGAUGAUUCAUUGUUAACUGUUGUGAAUGUAGAUUUUAUAUUGUCGAGUAAUAUGCAUACGCGUACAUACAUAUACGCAUACCUAUAGAUAUACGUAUAUAAGAAUAUACAUAUACAGAUAAUAUAUAUACAAUAUAUAUAUAUAUAUAUAUACAUAUAAAUAUAUGUAUACAAACUCUCUAUAUUUGGCACAUACUAUAUGCAAGUAUACGUAUAUUAUGCGCCUAGCUUAAUCAACAGGAUUAGUUGAUUUCAAAUAUAUAUAUAUAGUUUCUUCUUCUUCUUCUACUUCUCCUCCUCCUUCUUCUUCUUCUUCUUCUUCUUCAUCUUCUUCUUCUUCUUCUUCUUCCUGUGCGCGUGAUAUUUCUGGUCUUCGUCGAGUCAAUACGUCCGUGUACCUGCCAUUGACAAGAGGGAACAUCCGAAAAAUGUUCAGUUUGCGAUAAGGUUGCGACACGACAAACGUUCGUUCGAUUUAACGGCGAUACAGCGCACCGUGCGAGUUUGACGCGUUUCCAGUCGCGUUUCCCUCGCUCUCCAACGAUUUCGUAUGUAUGCGUAGUAGGUAUACGUUAAAAAUGGGAAACACAGAGCGAGAAAGGCGAACGAGAGCGCGGGUCGUUUGAUCGUGACAUCGAGCGACGAUUCGCAAUAAAUUACUUACGUAAACGAGUAGCGAUCCUAACAAGACUCGUAGAAACCGCCUAGCAUUUUAUACUGUACGUAACAGAAAAGAACGUGAUAAACGCGAUAACUUAGCUCGCAAAUCGUAAUAAUUUGUAAGCGUAGAUUUAAUUUUUUCGAAUUAAGCGAACGAUCAACGAACGAUAUACGCGUUAUGUAACGUUUGUACACGCGUGGAACGUGUUCUCGACGCGAUCGAAUCGACAGUUUGAGAAAGUAUGAUGUUGCGCGCUUCUAAACAACGAACAAAAUCGAGAAAAAUCGCGCGCGAUAUGAAACAUCGAUAAAGCGACACGAUGGGACGAUGCGAUGCGAAACGAUCGUGCACCUUCGAAGAGGAUUGUUCACGCGCGAUCGAAAUCGGAAACAGAACCGGAUCUCCCUCUGUUAUAUAACGUUUUUCUCGUGUUGUUAGAAUACAUUUCCAAGACAGUCCUAAACCGUCGAUACAUCUAGUUAUAGCUUAUUACGGCGUUAUGUAAGCAAACUGUUUUACCAAUGUCGUAAACGAAUAAACACAAAUACGAAAUAUAAAUGAAUAAACGAAUAAACUAGUUCACCAA
Messenger RNA from Bombus pascuorum, 7943 nucleotides. Its product is annotated as probable sodium/potassium/calcium exchanger CG1090. Gene Ontology annotation, biological process: calcium ion transmembrane transport; intracellular calcium ion homeostasis. Lineage: Eukaryota; Metazoa; Arthropoda; Insecta; Hymenoptera; Apidae. The transcript is spliced from 10 exons. Gene Ontology annotation, cellular component: membrane. The record is from RefSeq and is a predicted model, not a curated record. The coding region runs from base 859 to 2853 and encodes 664 amino acids. Gene Ontology annotation, molecular function: calcium, potassium:sodium antiporter activity; calcium channel activity.